GCCCCUAAAAAUAUGUAUUUCAAGGUACAAAUGAUGCAAAAUGUACACCUGGCCCCAGAGACAGAUGAAGAUGAUCUUUAUUCUGGUUAUAAUGACUACAAUCCAACCUAUGACACUGAGGAAUUAGAGAACGACAUAGCUUUUCAGGAAGCCGUGAGAACUAGUCAUGGCAGAAGACCUCCAAUAACUGCUAAAAUACCAAGCACAGCAGUUACUAGACCUGUAGCUACUGGAUAUGGGUCCAAGACAUCCCUGGCAUCAUCGAUGGGAAGACCAAUGACAGGGGCUAUUCAGGAUGGAGUUACUAGACCAAUGACAGCAGUGAGAGCAGCUGGUUUUACCAAAGCAGCUGUAAGAGGCUCUGCAUUUGACCCCCUUGGUCAGUCAAGGGGCCCUGCUCCUCCUUUGGAAGCCAAAAAUGAAGAUAGUCCAGAAGAAAAGAUUAGACAAUUAGAGAAGAAAGUAAAUGAAUUGGUAGAAGAAAGCUGUAUUGCUAACAGUUGUGGAGACUUAAAAUUGGCCUUAGAAAAGGCAAAAGAUGCAGGAAGAAAGGAGAGAAUCUUGGUGAGACAACGAGAACAAGUUACAACUCCAGAAAAUAUCAAUUUGGAUUUAACUUACUCAGUUCUUUUCAACUUGGCCAGUCAAUAUUCAGCGAAUGAAAUGUAUGCUGAAGCACUAAAUACAUACCAAGUUAUAGUGAAAAAUAAGAUGUUUAGCAAUGCAGGAAGAUUGAAAGUGAAUAUGGGAAAUAUUUAUUUAAAGCAAAGAAAUUAUUCCAAAGCCAUUAAAUUCUACCGAAUGGCACUAGAUCAAAUUCCAAGCGUCCAUAAAGAAAUGAGGAUUAAAAUCAUGCAGAACAUUGGUGUUACAUUUAUUAAAACUGGUCAAUAUUCAGAUGCCAUUAAUUCAUUUGAGCACAUAAUGAGUCUGGCACCAAAUCUGAAGGCAGGCUUCAACCUGAUUCUUAGUUACUUUGCUGUUGGAGAUCGAGACAAAAUGAAGAAGGCGUUCCAAAAAUUGAUUGCGGUUCCAUUAGAAAUUGAUGAAGAUGAUAAAUAUAUCUCACCAAGUGAUGAUCCACAUACUAACUUAGUAAUUGAAGCUAUAAAAAAUGAUCAUCUAAGGCAAAUGGAACGUGAACGGAAAGCUAUGGCAGAAAAAUACAUCAUGACAGCUGCAAAACUCAUUGCUCCUGUAAUUGAAACAUCUUUUGCCGUAGGUUAUGAUUGGUGUGUUGAAGUUGUGAAAGCCUCUCAGUAUGUAGAGCUAGCAAAUGAUCUGGAAAUAAACAAAGCAAUUACAUACUUGAGACAAAAGGACUUUAACCAAGCUGUGGAGACCUUAAAAAUGUUUGAAAAAAAGGACAGUAGAGUGAAAAGUGCAGCUGCAACCAACCUCUCAUUUCUGUAUUAUUUGGAAAAUGAAUUUGCACAAGCCAGUAGCUAUGCAGAUUUAGCUGUGAACUCUGAUAGAUAUAAUCCCUCAGCUCUGACUAACAAAGGGAAUACAGUUUUUGCAAACGGUGAUUAUGAGAAGGCAGCUGAAUUCUACAAAGAGGCUCUAAGAAAUGAUUCUUCUUGUACUGAAGCACUUUAUAAUAUUGGCCUUACCUAUAAGAGGCUAAACCGGCUUGAUGAAGCUUUGGACUGUUUCCUGAAACUUCAUGCAAUCCUAAGAAACAGUGCCCAAGUUCUUUACCAGAUAGCAAAUGUAUAUGAAUUAAUGGAAGAUCCCAAUCAAGCUAUUGAAUGGUUAAUGCAACUGAUCAGUGUUGUUCCAACUGAUUCUAGAGCUCUGUCUAAACUAGGAGAAUUAUAUGAUAGUGAAGGAGAUAAAUCCCAAGCAUUUCAGUACUACUAUGAGUCAUACAGGUAUUUCCCCUCUAACAUUGAAGUUAUUGAGUGGCUUGGAGCUUAUUACAUUGACACCCAGUUUUGUGAAAAAGCCAUUCAAUACUUUGAAAGAGCUUCUCUUAUACAGCCUUCACAAGUGAAAUGGCAGCUGAUGGUGGCUAGUUGUUUUAGAAGAAGUGGUAACUACCAAAAAGCAUUGGAUACUUACAAGGAUAUUCACAGAAAAUUUCCAGAAAAUGUGGAAUGUCUGCGCUUCUUGGUUCGUCUCUGCACAGAUAUUGGAUUAAAAGAAGUUCAAGAAUAUGCAACAAAACUUAAGAGAUUGGAAAAAAUGAAAGAAAUCAGGGAACAGCGCGUAAGGUCUGGCAGAGAUAGCGGCGGGGGCUCCCGCAGCAGAAGAGAGGGCAGUGCCGGCAGUGCUUGCAGAAUGUCGCCAGUGUUAGCCUCUAGACCUGAGCCUGAGUUACCCGGAUGUCUUCAGCUUGAAGUCUGCUUCAGAAACAUCAGGACCUCCUAACAGGAUGCCAGGGCGUGCCCGGUUGGUGCUGAAGCGGAGCCCAGAGGACAGCGUCCCCAGUUCCACCCCAAGAAACUCUGCCCAGACCGUCGUCUGCCUCUCACAAACAUCGGAAGGAUCAGGGUGUGCCUCAGAGGCCACUGAGGGGCCAGACCCCCCGACACCGAGAGUUUUGCUCAGCCUCCCGAGGUGACCUCUCCCCAGUGAGACUCCUUAAACCACACCGUGUCUCAGAACACAUGGGGCGCCUCAGCUGGGCCUGGCGCCUCCACCGCAGUCAGGGUCAGGGUAGCAGAGGCAGACGGCUGAGGCCGCCCGGGAUCUGACAACCGAGCGCAGAGAGGGAGAGGCCUUGCCGUUCCAAAUUCACCUCCUGGCCCUGGCCCUGGCCCUGGCCCUCACCCCCUGCUGUUUUCUUGUUCAAUAAUUUUUCCUUUCUCUCAUCUAUUCCAUUUCAGUCCAACACAAAUAGUCCUAGUGCACAAAUGCGCCUUAUCCUCACAGGAGGGAAUUUUGGAGUAGAAACUGUGUUAUUGGCACAUUUUUACAAGCUGGGUGUCAUGGUGCCUGGUUCUCUUGGCACAAGUUUAAAGUAUUAAAUACUUCCUUUUCAGGGUCCUUGCUUGCUUGCUUUCUUCCCCCACCAUUUGACGUUUUGUUCCUUAUUUCCUGGUCCCUUGAGUUACAUGGCAUCCCAGACUUCUUCAUUCGCUCCUGCAGCCCGAAUUCGAUGCCUCUUUCAGUGACCUUGCUGGUUCCACCGUAACACUUUUUCGAGAAUCGCGUCUUCUGCCUUUUUUCUCCAGCUCGUGUGCAGGCUGUCCUGGCUUUGAAGUCUGAACAAACCCUGCUGUGGAUGCCUCUCUCACUUCCUCUUUCCCCUCCCCUCACGGGCCCUUUCAGAGCAUCCAGCAAGCACGCUGCAAAUGCACCCUCACCCCCUCCGGCGGCUCCCCGCCACUCACCGUGUGCAUAUGGCCGCUUGCCUAUUUACUGUAACCCCACAUGUGACAGGCCCCCGUCUUAACCAUCUAACACCUCUACCUGUGAGACCUCAAGAUGCACAUUUCUGUCUUUAUGUGGAAAUAUUUGGCACUUCCGUCCGGGUUAGGCCCACGGGUCAGUUAGUGGAAAGGAAUGAUUUCCCAAAUGCAUUCAAAAGAGGCCAGCCUUAAGCUGCUAAAGUAAAUGCCGCGCCUACAACUAGAUUUUUUCAAGUAUUGCCCGGGAAAGAGGACCACAAGGAAUUUACAUAUUGGAAUAUGUGAAAUAGCGAUUUCUGAAAUGAUUAGCAGGAGUCCUUGAAAAUUGUCCUUUUUUAAGGGCGCCUGGGUGACUCAGCCAGUUGAGCGAGCAUCUGACUCUUGAUUUCGGCUCGGGUCAUGAUCCCAGCGUCUUGGGAUCGAGCCCCGCGUCAGGCGCUGAGCGUGGAGCCUGCUUGAGAUUCUCUCUCUCUGCCCCUCCCCCACUCGCUCACACGUGAGUGCAUGCUCACUGUCUCCUCUCACACUCAUACAAAAUUUCCAAAAAAGAAGAAAAUGUUCCUUUUCUUCCAGAUCAGGCUGGUCCCACGGCAGCCUUAUUUUUGCUGUUAUUUUGUUUAAUGAGCCUCGGCACCCAUCCUCUUUAGUGGCUCUCCAGUUUGAGCACGUGUCAGAGUCACCUGGAGGGCUUGUGAAAACAGCCUGCUGAGCUCCUAGUCCAGCAUCUCUGAACCAGUCUGGGCCGUGCCCAGGAAUUUGCAUUUCUGACAAGGUCCCCGCUGAUGCUGAUCUUAAAGGAGAUAUUGCAAGAGUAAGUGUGAUGUGGUGCAUGUAGAAAGGUUGCUGCGGUCAUUACCACCAAAUGUAACUUCUUAGUAGUGGCAGUCAUCCAGCCUCUGGCCUCGUGCCCUCACUCUGUCACUCCUGAGUGUAGUACCCUGGGAGGUGG
This is a messenger RNA of Felis catus (domestic cat), 4305 nucleotides long. It is a transcript of the gene IFT88, whose product is annotated as intraflagellar transport 88. The coding region runs from base 13 to 2373 and encodes 786 amino acids. Gene Ontology annotation, biological process: inner ear receptor cell stereocilium organization; kidney development; non-motile cilium assembly. The record is from RefSeq and is a predicted model, not a curated record. Gene Ontology annotation, cellular component: non-motile cilium; centriole; ciliary base. Lineage: Eukaryota; Metazoa; Chordata; Mammalia; Carnivora; Felidae. The transcript is spliced from 25 exons. Gene Ontology annotation, molecular function: kinesin binding.